CCCACGUCGUAAUUCUAAAGCUUCCAUCGUCAAUAUUUCUAUCCUAUUAAGUCCGAUGUAUAGCAAUUAUUUAUAAACUUGCUUUGAAACAAUCUCAAUGUUGCAUGGAAAUAUUUUCAAAUAAUCAUUUCGGAUUUACUAAAGGAGACUUUGCAUGUAAUAAUUCUUAUUUUCGUUCGAUUAAACUAAAAUAAUCCUGGUCCUCAGUGCUCUGAAAAAUGAUUUUUUUAGUUUGUGCAAUUUAAUACUCUAUCGAUACACAGAAAUAAUCUGAAAAAAAAUUUAUUGACUUUCACCAAAAAUCAAAGAAGAUGUUGACCGAAUCAUCCCCACUGGCCCCUUCAAGUCCAAGUUUUGGAGCUGCAACUGGGAUUCCGUUUUAUGCUAAAGAUACACAUAAAUUUUAUUCUCGAAGACGAAAAGAAAGGCAGUUACAAUGUAUUAUGUUUUUUACCAUUUUAGCAACAUUUAUUAUGGCGCUUGUCAUAACAAUCAGUUAUACUAUUUAUAAUCCUUUACGUUCUGUAAAUGACAUUGAUUCAAAUAAAGAUGACAUGGUAACUAAUAGCACUCCAGUUAAUAACAUUCUUCCAUCAAGUGUUGCAGAAGAUUCUAUUUCUAACGAAGUAGAAACGAUGCACGUGCCUCAAAAUGUAUUACUUUCAAAAAAAGAUUCACCACAGCUGACAUCGAAAACAGCUCAAACUUUUAUCAAUAAUAAUUUGGAUGAAAAUGAACUACAAAAAGCUAUAAUCGCUGGAAAAGAGGCUAUCCGUGCGCGACAGCUUGCCGAUGCUCAAAGUGAUACUUUACCUCCGCAUUCUCCUAGUUUUCUACAUCAAUAUGCCGUUAAUACUAAUGAAUUGUCUGAUGAGAUAGCCAUGGUUGGCAUAGCUGAAAUUGCGGCAACAAAAGAAAUUGAAAAUGAGCGUAAUUCUUCUGGCAAACCAUCGAGUUUCGGAAAUUUCAUAAAAAACGAAUGGAUUUCAGAUAAUAUUUGUAUGAAUGAAAUUUCAAGAUGUGAAAAUUUAAAUGGUGAAUACCGAACGAUUGAUGGGUCUUGUAAUAAUCCUGAAAACUUAGGAAUGGCUUUUACACCUUUUUCGAGAUUAUUACAGCCUGAUUAUAGCAAUGGUAUAGAUUCUCCAAGGACCAGUAAGUCGGGUAGCAAACUACCUAGUGCAAGAAAAAUAAGUUACAUGGUAAAUGAAGUAUAUAUCUCUGAAUAAUUUCAUUUUAAAAUAUAGAUUUGAUGAAUUACAAAAAAUAGUUUUAAAAAAUCCUAAAAUAAUCAAUCUUACUUGAGAGAAUCUAUUGUUUACAGCUUUUAAUAGCUAAAAUUCUAAAAUUUAGUAUUAAAGAUGGAAAAAUUAUUAGUGUCACGUCGGGAGACGGGACUUUUGUAACCUCACGGUUACUGUGGUCUUGUAUAAAAAUUUUUUAGUGCCAAGACGAGACGUCUUAUAGCACAGGGUAUAUUUCCGUGUGUUUAUGUGGUUUUAAAAUAUCGUGAUUGUUCGAAGGGAGAAAGGGUCACUUUCCUCAAGGCGAAAUGGUUACCCAUUGAUCGCCUCGGGGCAGUGAUGUCAUUAGGAGUUAUAUUGUUUUAUGAAAUUAAAUUAUUUAGAAAAGGGGAAAAAAUACAAAUAAAGUUAGAACAAGCAUUUUUAAAUAGAUAAGGAUAUAUUAGAAUUUAUGACUUACAUUGUUGAGGUGUAGACGGCUGGAGGCGUCGUGGCACAGAGGCAGAGACACAGAGGACACUAAGAAAAGAGAGAGAGACCCGCACUGGUCGGAGUCGCGAACGAGAGUGAUUGAAAAUUUUUUUGAUAGAGAGAAUCAGUUACAGAUCUUCGACGUGUAGCUUUUUGUUUGUAACGGCUUCGGCGGCUAAAAAUUAUGGGAACUCCGUUUCUGUGAGACUUGCGUCUUUGUCUCUGCCUUUGUGACGCGAGCAGCCUGCAGCUCGUCUAUCGACACAUACGUUGUUACUCGAACUCUGAUCUUCUAGAUCGUUCGAUUUAAUUUCUAAUGUAUUUUUAUUUCUAUUUAUUAGCAAAAAAAAGGUUGAUGUUCAUAAUAAAUAAUAAAUAAUAAAUAUUAACUAAAAAAAAAAUAUUGUUGUAAUACAUAAGGAAUAAUUUUCGAUCGCCAGCGAGCCAUCUCAUCUUUACUGCGUUUCUGACGAAUUGAACGUAGGGAAAAGGAUCUGGGUUUUUGAUUAUAUAUAUAAAUUAAUUAUUUAUAAGGGUGUGAUUAUUGCGGUUACUUAUACGUAAACAAUAAUGUAGAAAAUGUUGUUCAUAGUAAAAACAGAAUCAAUGCCCGUGAGAACAUUGAUUCUUCGACGGUUGCACUGGGGCCAUGUGGUUUGUUUACAAAUUUGACAGGUCCGGGAUUCAAAAAUAUAUUUCCCGGCCAACUUCGGCAGAGAUAGGGCUGCCUAUUUUCCGGGGCUCUUGGUUUUUGAUUAUGUUAAAUAUAUCACGUUUUUAGAGGUGAUAUCACACCCCCAUUGUUAAACGGUGAGUAGGUGAUGAUGAAAAGAAACUACGAGCCGUAGCUCUGGGUUAUUGUAAAACAUUAAUGAACUUGGUAUUCUUAGUUGUUGAUAUUUAAUAGUGAUUUCGUUAUACGUAUAUGAAAGAAUUGUAACGCAUUCGCAUAAAUAUUUGUAGAAGAAUGUGAAAGUUUUUUGGUUUAUAAGUUGAUUUUCUCUUGAAGGAUGGGAAUAUACGUCAUCGAUUUAGUAUUGAGGGAUGGCUCACUGGCAAUUUACAUUUCUUUUCGUAGAUACAGAUAAAUUUGAUUUACCUCCUAGUACAAAUAGUAUUGGAUUGUGGUUUCAUUAAGUUUCAUUAAUUAAAAUUAAAUAAAAAUAAUCUAUGAGUUAAUAUCUUAAAAUAUAGUGAUACUUAGGCAAGUUAUGUGUUACAAACAAAAUUAUGGAAUUAUACAAUAAAAAUACAAACGGUUGAACAAAUGUAAAGUAUAAAUUUCACACACAAAAUAAUAUAUCAAAUAAAUUAUAA
Messenger RNA from Trichogramma pretiosum, 3032 nucleotides. RefSeq lists its product as uncharacterized. The record is from RefSeq and is a predicted model, not a curated record. Gene Ontology annotation, molecular function: peroxidase activity; heme binding. Gene Ontology annotation, biological process: response to oxidative stress. Bases 312 to 1229 code for a protein of 305 amino acids. The transcript is spliced from 3 exons. Lineage: Eukaryota; Metazoa; Arthropoda; Insecta; Hymenoptera; Trichogrammatidae.